CACACAAGUAGCUGUUUACCAAAGACCUUGAAAUCCAGGAGCAUGUUCAAAAAUUUCACAUGUCUUCGUGAGUUUCCGACCAAGAAAUAAAGUUGAUUUAUUUGUCAAAAAGUCACAUUAUCCUGCAUAUUUACCCGCCAAUAAUAUGACAUCAAAAAUGGAUGAAGCUAAUGCUGGCCUUAUUAGCAAACAACAGCAACAACAACAACCACGGGUAAAAACUCGACCACCACCGGGGAAAUGUACACUAGCUAGAAAACGAUUAAGACAAGUAUUCAAUAUGCGAAAAUAUUAUUUAUCAAUUAUUGGAUUAACUGGUUUUGAAGCGGUAUUAGUAUUAUGCAGAGUUAUACUAGAAACAGAAUCUCUACGAUUUCCUCCAGGAAACAGUCAACGAAUGAUUUUAGACGCCCAGCUGGCACUAGAAUGUUUUAGUCUAUUCACGCUGACAUUAUUUGUUGUAGAAGUACCAUUUAAAAUGUGGGCUAUGGGUAUACGUCAAUGGGGUCGUCAGUUAUUAUUUCUUAUCGAUGCACUUGUCUGUAUUGUCUGUUUCUCUCUGGAUAUCUACAAUAUUUAUCGACAUGCAAUUAAUCCAUCAAGAAUAACAAGCGAAUCCGUUAAAGUUAUUGACUUGUGCAAUUAUAUACAUUUGACUUUACAAGCGAAUACAGCGUCUACAUUUGCUGAAAUAUCUGGUCUUAUUAUUGUCUAUAGAUUAUGGUAUAUUAAAAGAUACAUAAAGAGUAAGUUCAUGUGUUAUUCAGAUAUAUAUUUUUCAUAAAGUUUAAAUGAUUAUUAUUACUAUUUUGUUGCAUAACAUUAAUUAUUACAUGUAUUAUGAUUGUACUUAUUUGUUCCCUUGGGUUCUGAGGAGAAUAUGGGACUUCUUUUUUUAUUCCUUUACGUUACCAAUGGAACCUAAGGCUUCAAGCUACUGUCCUGGAGUGUGAGUAUUUACGGGAUGAGUUUGUUAGCCUCAUGUCAAGCCUUAUCUCUUUACUAGGCUUAGUGAGGUAAAGCAGUGUGUCGGUCAAGGGAUCGAACCCUUAACAGACUUUGGCGUGGUCGGCGAGCAUUCUGCCGCUGUGCUACUGAUGCUUCAGCAGAACACUUUCAUGUUUCAGAUUGUUUGCUGAAGUUCUCUUCAGCUGGUUUUACAGUGUCACCUGAAAACACUCAACCUACCACUUCCUAUUUUAGAUUUCAUUAGAUAUGAUAGAGACGAUUUGUAGCUCAGGUGCACAAUUUUGAUAUGGUUGUGUUUUCUGAGCUGAAUAGUUAUUUUGCGAAGCUUUCACAAUCCUACUAGGCGAAAUCUUCAGCGAAUACUUCAAUUUGCGUUGAAAUGAGCUUUUAGAUUUCUCCACGAGUUUAUUAAUCAUCUCUCCUGGUGAUUUGAAUAUGGUUGGUUGUUUUUGUGUCUUUUCACUCCCUCCGGGCUGCUUGCAUUAGAACUGAUUGUUUCCUUGACUUGAACUUUGACCCUUUGUGUCUGAAAUUUCUUUCUUAUCGAUUGGUGAACAUUGUCUAUCUCGAUGUGUCUAUUGAUUGACGAUUCACUGGAAUACCAGGCUGGCUUCUAAAAAUUCUCUAGCAUUCUUGUUGUUUCCUCUAUCUAAUAUUUGAACAUUGGUUGUCCCAGUCGAGUUGAUGUCCGUGGUUGUCUGUAUGCAGCGUGUGAUAUGAGUGAGGGAGUGGAUAUCAUGUCUUUUGACGGCUAGCUUAUGUUCGUGAAUACGAAGACGAAGGGUACGUCCACUUUGGCCAAUGUAGUGUUUUCGCAGUUGUUACAAUUUAUUUUGUAGAUGAUGUCGGUUUUAUCUUCUUUUGUUGUUGAGGCUUUUGGUUGACAUAGAACUGAGUGAAGUGAUUUUGUUGGUUUGUGUGAGACGUCAAUUCCUAAAGGUUCGAAGAGUCUUGUAGUGACCUCUGAGAUGUCCUUCAUAUUAUGUAGGGUGAUUUUCCUGUGGCUGUCCUUAAGGGCCUAUGAUUUGAUAGGUUGAUUGAUAGGUUUGAUGUCACCUGAACGUCUUCUUAGUGUGUUUUGAUACCAUCUACAUUUCUUUGUGCAUGCUGUUUUUUAGUAACGAGUUAUUGAUUGGUGUUGCCUAUUCUUUUUGAUUGACCAUGUGAUCUUUAGGAUCGAAUGAAAGUCAACAGUAGCCUGUCGGAAAUGAUUUACAUGACGUUCAUGCCAAGUCUCUGAACCAUUAGUACCCAAAACUGGAAACAUACUGCUUAUGUUGAAUGCAGUAGAUUUCUACAUUGAUUUCAGAUAAAUGAAGGUUAAUCAUGCUUUUUUGACCUUAAGUGGUCUUGACGUCAUCAUCUCUGCUGCUGCCUGUGGUUCACACUAUGCCGCUUAGGUAAGAGGAAGAAGUAACCUCCUUCAAAUUUCUCUCCGACUUCAGUAUUUUUAAUCACUGUACACAUUUAAUCGAUUUAAUCGGCGGUGACUGAUUGUAGAAAUGAAGAUCUGAUUUCAGGCCGAUUUCGAUCCAGAGUCUUCUGAAUCAACAGUCCGCCUGUCUAUAAGUUGAGUCAUGGGACCCAAAAUGCUAACCACUGGAUCGUUUCACAAUCCAAUCCAGAAGCGUAGUGCCCAGAUGUCACACAAAUGAAUGAUGCGCUACUGCCCACCUAAUACAGAAUUUCUUGCUCAGCUUGCUAAUUCUUAUCCUACUACAUGCUUACUAGGUAGAACCACCAAUCGCAAGCCCGAAUAGCUCAGUGGUAACGUCUCCGACUGCAGCGCUUGGUGACACAGGUUCGAAUAUCAGAAGGGACAUGAGUUCUUUGUUGAUGAGGGCCAACUAGCAUGAAACCUAGAGCCAAGGCUUCCUGUGACCGAUUGCCUCCAACUAUCUUAAAUCAUCAGAACCCAGUUUUAUUAUUUCAGUGUCUAUGAUUUUUAUUUUAAUAAAUAAAGGCAGUGAUUGAAUGUACCACCCCGUAUACUGCUGAUUUACUGAAUAUGAUUCGUUGGAUACCACUGCUACCAUCCUGCAGUGUUUGCUUUCUAGCCAGGCAUACUGAACAUUGGAUGGAUAUUUCUUUAGUUUUCGUGCUGAGCUCAUUAGCAAUGUACCAGGUUUGAUCUAGCUCAGAUAAUUGAGUCUGUUCAACACUCUCCCUCCAUUUCUACUUAGCUACAUACAGACUCAUGCGAAUAUGAUUUUAAGCCGGUGCUGUUUAUUACUAGUGAUAAAGGUUCGGAAUUUGAGUGUCAACUAAGCUUUAACAAUAAUUUUCUGAUCAGUACUUUUUACAGUCGAAAAUUAAGACGGCUGAUGUAAUCGGACUUAAUCUAAUCCUUGCUAAGGAAAGUAUUUCAGUCUCUUGUAUUUUGUGAGUUACGUAAUAAUUUUGAAUAUUUGAGACGAUACUUAAAUAAUACUUAUUUUAUUGCACUUUUGAUGGUAAUAAUGUUUUCAGACAAUGAUUAGGUAAACAAAUUUUAAUAGCAUUUUUCACAAUCAUUAUUUUUAGAGCAUGAAGCGGAAAUUUCACGGUGCUACCAAUUGCUUUCCCUCACCCCCACCCCCUAAACAAUGAUUGCCAGAUAGACAUUUCUAAACAAUUUAUAAGAAUUCAUGACAAAGGAUAUAUUAGUAGUGGUAUGUUAGCUUUGUAGGCAGAUGACUGAUUUUGGGAUAGGUAGUGAUGUGAUCGCUUUGUAGGCUUUCUAGGCUUGGACUCGUCCCACGGUGUGUGAGUGUGUGUGUGUGAUUUUCAAGUGAGGAAUGUGCUUCUACUUCAAUUAACUAGCUAACUAGAUUUCAGGUAGUUUGAACUAAUUUAUUUCUCUGAGUUGGAUCGAACAGAAUACACCUCUGAUCACCCUGACUGCAAAUAAACAAAAUUACCAUCCAGUGUUUUGGAUGGACCAUUGUUAUACAGCUAGCAAGGAAUACUGUUCAUCAGUGUGAGUGGUUUUCAACCACUCUUACCAACCAGUAGCAUAUGCUAAGUACAAAUUUGGUGUGUUUUUUUUACAUGGAGAAUAGUCAAAAAUGAUUCGGACUGAUUCUGUUUAUCACUGUGAGGUGGUUCGGAGAAUUAAGCGAACCUAUUCAAUGUAUGUGAUAGUGAGUCGGAAUCCAGUUGACUAAAUGGUGUAUGAGCUCACUUUGUGACAGGAAGGUCGUGGGUUCGAGUUCUUAUGAGUCAGUGUGUGUAAGGCCGAUGAGUCCCAAACUGUGACGAAACAGCUAUCCAGUAAUCUCAGGUUUUUCAGCGGUUCACUAACUGAUACUAACUCAUCAUCAAACCUGUAUGUGUGUAUUUAUUGAACACUAGUUACUCAAGGAAGAAUUCAUUCAAAGUUAUCUAAACAAUCAAAAGAAAUCGACUGAAAACUUUGCAUAGUUGAGGCUCUAGCGGUUCGGAUGCAAAACACCGGUUUGUUUACACCGAAGAAAAUUCUUCAAGCUCUUCUUCUACCUUAGGUAUUGUUUUAAUUUCAACUCCUUUCACUACUUUGUUAUAAUAAUAAUGGUCUACUCUAUUCCAAAAGCAGUGCUUAUAAUACAGAAUGGAAUUCUCAGCAUUUGUCACAACACUUUGCAUCUAAUUUACUU
Molecule: messenger RNA, 4583 nt
Organism: Trichobilharzia regenti
Lineage: Eukaryota; Metazoa; Platyhelminthes; Trematoda; Strigeidida; Schistosomatidae
Source: the annotation of a GenBank genome assembly